This is a messenger RNA of Meloidogyne enterolobii, 1056 nucleotides long. Lineage: Eukaryota; Metazoa; Nematoda; Chromadorea; Rhabditida; Meloidogynidae. The record is from the annotation of a GenBank genome assembly.
AUGGAAGAUGAACAUCUUAUGCAAAAAGUGGAAAGAUGGGCAAAAAUGCUUGAAAAAGAAGAUAAGAUUGGACAUGCACUUCGACGGUUAGAAAAUGUGGCCAUUACACUUCAUAUUCUCAGUGCUACAGGCGUUGGAAAAACAGUGAAUUCUUUACGUAAACACCCAUUAUGGGGCGAUCGUGUUUCCUCUUUAGUUUCUCGAUGGAAAGAAAUUGCACGAGCCGAAACUGCUGCAGCUGAAGAAAAGAAAGAAGAUGAAGAAAGGCAAAGUGAGGAAUGUAAUAUUUCUGAUUUUAUUCAAAUCAAGCACCCAAAAAGUUUGAUUAAAAGAGAAACUAAUGGAUAUGUUAAUGAUGAAGAAUUAAAUGUUUCCGAUAGUGAAUACAUUCCAACUCCAAUUGUGCCAAAAAAAAAAACAAAAUCAACUGUAACUCAAAUUGAGCAAAAAUCUAUUAAAGGCAAUAAUGAUAAUCAACAAAUUGAUGCUUUUUCUGCCCAGUUAGCAGCUGCUGAUCAAAUUUCUAAUAAUGUCAAAACAAAGAAAAAACUUCAAAAAUUUACACCCGAAAGUAUUCAAAAUUCAAUUAGAGACUCCUUGGCCAGUUCAAUAUUUACACAAGCAGCACCACAGCAAAAACAACCACAACCACUUUUUUUCGAAGCCCCACCUUCAUUAGAUAUCAAUAUGUUUAAAAAACCCAAGGAUAAUCGAAGAGUUUAUGCUGGAAGGAAGAAGAAUGGAUUACAUUUGGAGCAGAAAGUGCCAAAACUUUAUGAUAUUUGUAUUCGUUUGUUAAUAAAUAAUAUUGAAGCAAUUGAAGAAACUGGAGAUAUUCCUUUUCAUGUUUUACAACCAAUACUUGAAAAAGCUAAUGCUAUACAAUUAUUACGUUUAGAAGAAAUAAAUCCUGAAGAAGAGGAUGAUGAUGAAGAGAAGAAAGAAGACGAUGAAGAUAAUAGUAAUGAUGGAGAGGAAAAACAAAAACAACAAAAAUAUAUUUAUCAUGAUGAUUGUUCAAGUUGGCGAGAGAGAUAUUAUGUUGGUUUAAAUUAA